Molecule: messenger RNA, 1658 nt
Organism: Chelmon rostratus (copperband butterflyfish)
Lineage: Eukaryota; Metazoa; Chordata; Actinopteri; Chaetodontiformes; Chaetodontidae
Product: amine sulfotransferase-like
Exons: 6
Coding region: 691-1542 (283 amino acids)
Biological process (GO): sulfation
Cellular component (GO): cytoplasm
Molecular function (GO): sulfotransferase activity
Source: RefSeq, a predicted model, not a curated record
CCACGAGUCAUGACAACAACACAGGAUACACUGCAGCUGUUUCCAAAUUUCUGUGAAGAAACAAUCAACACCACUCUCGAAAUAAAAGAAGAAAGAAGUAUGUUCACUGAAGAGGUAAAGUGAAAUUCUCCUAAUUUUAUAUGGAGUAAGAACCAUCACACAGACAAGUAAUUCCACUGGAUGACCAGUCAGCCUUCAUUUUCCCAGGUGGUCGUACCUGGUUGCAGACAAUGUUGCAUAGUGAGAGUGAGGCUUAUAGGGAACCAAUUAAAACACCAGUGCUGUCAUUAUUUCGUAGCUAUUACAUUAUCAACAUACUUCAGAAUGAUGAAAAAGCUUGUCUGUUGUCAGUUUCAGUACUUACUUUUUGUCCCUCCCUUUAAAACCCUUUGAGUCCAGGUUUAUGUUUUGCAGACUUUCUGUCUUGUUUGCCUUUGUUUAGCACAUUUUUAACUGUCUUUAGCUCACAUGCAUGUCACUCUUUUUUCAGCUGUAAGUCUGAUUGAUCAUUAUGUGAAUUUAACAAUGUAUAAAGUGAUACAAUGGUCCAUAAAAAACAUAACUCUCUGAUACAGCAAAUCAUGUGCUAAUCCAGAGUCCAGAGUCCAGCUCCUCUACCUGGUUUUCCUGCUUGUCUUUAGUCCCAUAUGCAAACAUUUCUCUCAGGUUUCUGUGUGAUUCAGCAGCAGCAUGGAGCAGAUCUCAGACUAUCUCUGCAGGUAUAAAAACUACAACUUUACCAUCGGACAUAUAACUGCGGAGUACAUUGAUUCACUCCAGAGCUUUGAAAUCAGAGAUAGUGACAUAUUCGUCAUCACUUAUCCAAAGUCAGGCACAGUAUGGUCUCAGCAGAUCAUCAUCUCCAUCUGUGAGUUGGGUGGGGGUCUGAAUGAAUAUCCAAACAACAUGGAGCAGAUGCCAUGGUUGGAGUACAGGGAGGGUCGAGCUGAUUACUCUCUACGACCCUCUCCUCGGCUGUUUGCCUCUCACCUCACCCCUGCUCUCAUGCCUCCAGGACUGAAGGACAAGAAGGCAAAGAUUAUCUAUGUGAUGCGGAAUCCAAAGGACAACGUUGUCUCUUAUUACCACUUCAGUCGUGGCCUUGCUGAUCUGGAGACACCAAAGAGCUUUGAGCACUUUUUUGAAGAGUAUUUGAAGGGCAACGUUGGAGGAUCAUCCUGGUUUGACCACAUCAGAGAGUGGCAUUCAGUGAAAGACCAGUACAACAUCCUCUUCCUGACCUAUGAGGACAUGGUCUUGGACCUGAGGGCAGCUGUAACUAAGAUCUGCACCUUCUUAGGGAAAAACCUGAGUGAAGCGGCCAUUGAUCAAGUUGUAGAAAAAUGUACAUUCAGCAACAUGAAGAAAGACCCAAAAGCCAAUUAUAAGUUUAUACCAGAAACAAGGUUGCAGGGAGACUUCAUGCGCAAAGGUAAGAUCGGUGACUGGAAGAACCACCUGACUGCAGCUCAGAGUGAAAGAGUCGAUCAGCUCCUUCAGGAGAAACUGAGUGAUAUGUCUCUGAAGUUCAUCUGGGAAUAAGCAGAGCAGCCACACCGACCACGAGAUGCUUACAUCUGUUCAUGAUCUGGAUUGGAUUGGACCUUUUUGUUUGUUUGUUUCUUGUUUGUGUUUUUGCCUUGUUUCUGCAUUUGUAA